AAUUUACUUUACCAGCUAUAACUUGUACAAUAAGAAUCAUGAUUUUUUGGUGGAAGAAAGAAGCUAUCAUACCAAUCUUAGACAUGAUUACGGAAGAUUGGAUAAAACCAAAAAAUGUGCAAGAAAGAAAUAUAAUGAUUAAAAAAGCGCAGAGUGCACGAAUAAUUGUUGCAUGUGCAUAUUGUAUCAUGGCAAUAGGAUGCCUGUUUAUCAUCGUUCCCCCUGGCCUUGGAAUGUCGAUGAGAUUAACGACCAAUAUUACUGAUCCAGGCAGAGUGGUGCCUCUACAAACUCAUUACAUUUAUGACGUAUCAAAACGACCAUUUUAUGAAUUAACGUAUAUUAGUCAAGCUGUCUACAUAAUUCUUUCAGUCUUGUCUUAUACUGGAAUCGAUCAUUUUCUUGGUUUGCUAGUUUUUCAUAUAUCCGGUCAAUUGGACAUUCUUAAGGGUCGUUUGAUACAUUUGGAUAAAUAUAUUAAUUCUGACGACAUAUUAAAGAAAUGCGUAACUCGACACAUUCGUUUACUUAGGGCCAUUGCCGUUAUUGAAGAUGCGUAUAAUAUAACACUUCUCUCAUUAUUUGCAUAUUUUGCAAUACUCUUCGCUUUCUACGGUUUCCGCAUAAUUAACCUAUUUGAUGAAGGAAAUGAUUUAUCGGUUACACACUUGAUAUUUUUUCUGUCAACAUUUUUCAAUCUAUUUGGACACAUGUGUCUGUAUUGCGCUCUUGGCGAAUUUUUAAUGGGCCAAUGUAAUGAAGUAUAUUAUGCAGCCUAUUGUAAUAAAUGGUAUUCCGAAACAAAAAUUGCACAAAACUUGCUGUUUUUACUGAUAAGAAGUGCUAAACCAAUUUAUCUCACAGCUGGAAAAAUAUUUCCUUUGACAAUGACCACAUUUUGCAGUGUUUUAAAAACAUCAGUUGGAUAUAUAUCCGUUUUGCAUACAACGAAACGUUAUUAGAAAAGUGAGAUAAAUCUAAACUUUUUGAUAAU
Messenger RNA from Wasmannia auropunctata (little fire ant), 994 nucleotides. RefSeq names its product odorant receptor 22a-like. Gene Ontology annotation, biological process: detection of chemical stimulus involved in sensory perception of smell; sensory perception of smell. Gene Ontology annotation, molecular function: odorant binding; olfactory receptor activity. NCBI's taxonomy places the organism in Eukaryota, Metazoa, Arthropoda, Insecta, Hymenoptera, Formicidae. Bases 39 to 962 code for a protein of 307 amino acids. Gene Ontology annotation, cellular component: plasma membrane. The record is from RefSeq and is a predicted model, not a curated record. The transcript has 6 exons.